CUUGAUGCUCUUAAAGGCCCUACUUUCCAAGGAGAUAUCGUAGUUGGCCAUGAAGGAUUUCUUAUUGGUUCGGAGGGUUGUUAUGACGUUUUGGAAGGAAAACUAACCCGUUAUGGUGUUACGGCGGGUUAUACUCAUCCUGAAUAUAACGUUGCCCUUCGCGUAACUAAUUCAUUGUCUGCUUAUACUCUUUUAUAUUAUCAUCGUGUGAGCUCUGAAAUUGAAGCCGGUGCUAAGGCU
Rhizophagus irregularis DAOM 181602=DAOM 197198 is the source of this 240-nucleotide messenger RNA. The record is from RefSeq and is a predicted model, not a curated record. NCBI's taxonomy places the organism in Eukaryota, Fungi, Glomeromycota, Glomeromycetes, Glomerales, Glomeraceae.